CCGCACACGUGACUAUAAGCCCCGCCUCCCCAAGAGCGGAAAAGUCCCUACGUACUUCGCCUGGAGCCGCUGCGUGACGUCACGGGCGGUUAGGUGAAUGAGAGGAAGAUGUCUGACUGGGAGGAAGACGAAGACAGCGGAGGCGCCGGGAGUGUACCGAGGGCCUCAGAGAGCGCGUCAUGGGCGCCGCCGGCCCGGAGUUGGAGUGAGCCAGCAUGGAGGAGGCCAGAACCUCGGAGAUGGAGCAGAGAGGAUGUCAGUAACCAGGGUUUCCGCUCCAACAGACAGGCGGGCAGAGGCGCCAUGGAGUUCAGGAGGAGCAGGGAGAGCGGGCAGGACGCCACGUCUAAUCCCAUGUGUUUCCGCCUUGACAGCUCGGUGAUCGGACAAGUGAUCGGGCGAGGAGGUGCUAAAAUCAGGGAGCUAGAAGAGGCAUCUAGUGCAAGGAUACAGAUUGUGAAGGAAGAGUACGAUUCACUAGUAAAAAUACUUGGAAAUAGUGAACAACAAAUCAAAGCCAAAGCAUUGAUUGAUGAAAUUGUAGAGAGAAGUGAUAGACCAGAGAAGGGAUGGGGGUACAAGGACAGUUACUCCUCUAGUGCUGUCGAGGGUAAAGAUGAAGAACGACCUGCAAUAAACUGGACUUUACUUCGGGAAAAUAAAGAUAAAUAUGAAGCAAUGAAAUGGGCAGAUAUGCUUCCAAUUCAGAAGGCUUUCUACAAGGAAGCAGCAAGUGUUGCAUCAAUGUCUGAAGAGGAGGUAACAGCUUGGAGGAAGGAUAACAAUAACAUUAUUUGUGAUGACUUAAAGGAAGGACAAAAGAGACACAUUCCCAAUCCUGUACGUAAUUUUGAAGAAGCAUUUCAACCAUUUCCAGAAGUAAUGGCUGCACUAGAACAUGCUGGGUUUGAGAGACCUACACCAAUUCAGUCUCAGGCAUGGCCCAUCAUCCUUCAAGGAAUAGAUCUGAUUGGGAUUGCACAAACAGGCACUGGAAAAACACUAGCAUAUUUAUUGCCAGGAUUCAUACACUUAGAUCUACAACCAGUUCCCAGACAUGAACGUGAAGGACCUGGAAUGUUGGUUCUUGCACCAACACGAGAGUUAGCUCUUCAAGUGAAAGCAGAGUGUUCGAAAUACAGAUAUAAAGGGUUUGAAAGCAUUUGCAUUUAUGGUGGUGGUGAUCGUAAGAGCCAAAUAAAUGUGGUUUCAAAAGGAGUGGAUAUUGUGAUUGCUACUCCAGGGAGACUACAUGAUUUGCAGAUGAACAACUUUGUUACUCUUAAAAGUAUAACCUACUUGGUUUUAGAUGAAGCAGAUAGAAUGCUGGAUAUGGGGUUUGAACCACAAAUUAUGAAAAUACUUAUUGACAUUCGUCCUGAUAGGCAAACCGUAAUGACUAGUGCCACAUGGCCAGAAGGAGUCCGUCGUUUGUCCAAAUCUUAUUUGAAAGACCCAAUGAUGGUAUACGUGGGGACUCUGGAUUUAGCUGCUGUUAAUACAGUAGAUCAGCAAGUCCUAAUUAUUGCAGAAGAGGAGAAAAGAGCAUUCACUCUCAAUUUCAUUGAUUCCUUAAAACCUGAUGAUAAAGUCAUUAUAUUUGUGGGAAAGAAACUGAUCGCUGAUGAUUUAGCAAGUGACUUUAGCCUUCAGGGAAUCCCUGUGCAGGCUUUACACGGUAAUAGAGAGCAAUGUGAUCGAGAACAAGCUUUGGAUGAUUUCAAAAAGGGCAACGUAAGAAUAUUAAUAGCAACAGAUUUAGCUUCUCGUGGAUUGGAUGUGCAUGAUAUAACCCAUGUUUUCAACUUUGAUUUUCCACGUAAUAUUGAAGAGUAUGUCCACAGAGUUGGUCGGACUGGACGAGCUGGUCGCUCAGGUAUAUCUGUAACAUUGGUGUCGAGAAAAGACUGGAGAGUUGCAGGAGAACUGAUAACCAUUUUGGAACGUGCAAACCAAGAAGUUCCACAGGAGCUUAUAGAUAUGGCUGAGAGGUAUAAGCAUUUUAAGGAGAAGAAAGACAGCGAAAGAGACCUGAUUCCCCGUAAAGGCAGAUGGCGUGACAACUAAUGGUCAGGACAUUAUACCCCCAAAAGAUCUGUCUCUCUUACAUCUAGAUGUAAAUCCUGUUUGGACUCAGGCCUUUUAUCCAACCUCUUUCUAACCAGAAACUGGAAUUGAAAACUGAUUGGAUGACAGGCAAUAAAGUUCUGCCAAGAAGCAUUUUUUGUUUUAUGUUCACUCUUCAAGGCAGGUUGACAGAAGGUUGCCGCUUUUGGUGAGAUGAGUAACUAAUAGGAGUGUUAAAAUUGGUCAUUAUUGAUAUUCUGCUCAUCUAUAUAAUCAGAAUUUCACAAAAAAUUGGCAUGUAUAAGGAAAUCAGAAGUUAGAGCCAGAACUUUGGUAACUGUUAACUUUUUCUAUUUACCUGUCCUGGCUAUUUUUGCAAAAGUAACCAAAAGAACAGUCAUAUUGGCUGUAAAUUGUCAGUGUGUUAACUGACUAAUGACAGGUCAUCUCUUCUUUUUACAUAGUCAGGAUGAAUUCUACCUGACACAGCUGCCAUCACAGGUAACGCCACCUUUUUUCCUUCAGUCUUGUAGCUUAUAUCGCUGUUGAUAAACUUCUAGCACUAUUAGCAGAAUUAUAACCUUCAUGACGGAGGAAAAUAGGAUGUGUUACAUGUGAUGGUAGUUGUCAGGAAGAGUUCCACCUGAUUAUGUAAUAUUAGGGGUGUUCUAGUUAUUUUGUCCGUUCCCUAUAUGCAAAAAUGGAACAAACCAAAAAAGGCAAUUACCAAACGUUGGUUAUUGCUUUGUCUUGUGUUUUAGCAACGUAUGGACAACUUUCUGUUUGGGGUGUUAAUCCUUUCUUAAUUUCAAAUGUUUGGUUUGCAAGUAAAAUUACUAUUAGUCAGCCUUUUUCUCAAAAAUUUGGUGGAAUUCUAUCAAAUGCAUAUUGAGAUUUAAAGACUCCAUCUCCUGAAUAAAUAAUUCUGUGCCAUAAUGCUUUUGGAGAGCAUUGUAUAUAAUAUCUGUUAAAAAUAAGGUGUUGGAACAGUAGUUGAUCCCAGUUAACCGGACAGCAGUAUGCUGCCAACAUUGAGAUAGUCCUUUAAGGAUCAUAGGCUAACAUAGUCAAUGCUUGUCUUUCCUUCCUACGGUGUGAUGGUGUACUAAUAUAGAAUUUAAAGUAAAUUAGUAACUAUAAUUCUCGCAACCAUACAGAUACAGAAAUACUACAGAAGUGAAGAGUCCAAUCUCAAUAGAACUGACUCUUCAUGGUCUGCUUGAAUAGCUUGAAUACAUUUAAUAUUGACAGCCAGUUUACUGAAGACAGCAUUUUGUAGCGGUGUGCGCUGAAUAUAUUGGCUUUCUUUGUGAUUCUUUAUACAAUACUGCUACUUGUGGUUUACACAGGCAUAUUGUAAGAACAAGUUACAAAUUAUUCCUAGGCUUACACAUUUUUGAGGAUUCCUAUUAAGGGUACAUUCACACAUACUGUAUUUGCUGUGGAAUUGAUGCUGUUAAAUCAAUAUAAAUAGUUCAACGCCACAGCAGAUAUGGUAGGUGGAAAUGUACCCUAAGGAGUUUUUAUUUAUUGUAAAUGUGCAGUUUAAAAGAAAUUUACAUAACUCUUUAAAGAUGGCUCUGCUUUUAUUAUAAAGAUUGUUAUAUGAAACAACCUGUUUUGACUAUCCAUUUUUCACAAAAAAAAAAAAAAUAAUAAUAAUAAUCUUCACAGUAAUUAAACAGGUCAGUAGAAAGUUGAUAUACCAUACUUUGUUUUACAACGACAUGUAAAAAAAAAAAAGUAAAUAAAGUUUGUUACAUCUGGA
This is a messenger RNA of Hyla sarda, 3835 nucleotides long. RefSeq names its product DEAD-box helicase 43 (gene DDX43). The transcript has 17 exons. The coding region runs from base 109 to 2067 and encodes 652 amino acids. The record is from RefSeq and is a predicted model, not a curated record. NCBI's taxonomy places the organism in Eukaryota, Metazoa, Chordata, Amphibia, Anura, Hylidae. Gene Ontology annotation, molecular function: RNA helicase activity; RNA binding; ATP binding.